UUCUGUAGCAAAUGAUUUUAACCACUGCUAGAACUAUUUCUAAUGAUUAUGUAGUGUAACACUAUUUAACCGUACUGAGUUUUACUGAUUGAAGACAAAAUAUACUUUAUUUUUAAAGGCAUACGUUAUGUGUCUAUGUUGAUAUGAUUAGGUCUUUUUCUGUUUCCAUUAAACCGGUGACAUUUUUGAAAAGAAGUUUCUGUACGAGUAUUUCGAUUGCUGGAAUAUCGACUUCUCGAGGUUGUGAUUAGGAACACGUUCACGCAUAGAAGAUUCUGUAGCAGACGAUAAACAUAACCUUCUUAUGUGUAAUGUUUAAUUAUCAUUGGAAGAACGAAUGAAUUGAAAUAAACGUUAUCUGUCAUAGUAUGCAUAAUGGCGAAUGACAGGGAGGUGCUUAGAGAAAUUUGGGAUGGGAAAAUACCUGUUUGUUUUACACUUGAUUCUGAGGAAAUUUGCGAUUUGCAAGGGCCCGAUCCGUUUUAUCUUAUGGUACCUAGGUUAAGUUACUUUCCCCUUUGCACAGACAAGGUACGAAAGCAUUUUAUUCGACACAUACAAAGUGAUAAUAAGCAGGAGCAUGAAAUGUGGCUAGAAUUUAAUGGCAUUCCUUUGAAAUGGCAUUAUCCUAUUGGUGUGCUCCUGGACAUUUAUUCCAAUGACAUCCAACUACCUUGGAAUAUAGUUGUUCACUUUGAAAAGUUCCCAGAAAAUGCCCUAAUGCAUUGUCAAAACAAAGAGGUGGUAGAAUCUUACUUCCUCACUUGUCUAAAGGAAGCAGAUGUAUUGAAACACAGAGGUCAAGUUAUGUCCACUAUGCAAAAGAAGGACCAUAAUCAACUAUGGUCUGGUUUGCUCAAUGACAAAUUUGAUCAGUUUUGGUCUGUAAAUAGAAAACUCAUGGAAGCCAGCAACAGCGAUGAGGGUUUCAAAUACAUACCUUUUCGUUGCUAUACCAGUGAGGACAAAUAUGUACAAAAGCUGGUAAAACCUGUCAAUGAAGAAGGCCAAAGGAAAACAUUGAGGCAUUUACUGAAUGAAGUUUUUCCGGAUCAGGAGAAUGUUAAGGUGCUCACACAUGGCAUUGUCCCACCUUUGGAAACGCCGCUUCAAUGGAUGUCAGAACAUAUGAGUUAUCCUGACAACUUCUUACAUUUUAUUCUUACAUCAUAAUUCUCGCCAAUGCAAUCAAUCAAUGGAUUUCUUGUAAAAAUUCAGAAAACCGAAAGACCGACGCUAUCUUUCCUUGUGAACAUUGACUGACACUCUGAUCGAGAUCGCUGAUCUUUUUAUUCUCCACAUCUUUUAUUGCAUAUUUAUUUUAUAUGAAAUCGUGAAUCGUGCUCUUGUUUUUGCAACCGAAAGGAAACGAAGAGGAAACGCUAUUCAUUUUAACGCUAUUAGUCUUGCAUAUAUUCUCAUAAUGCGCGUACGUACGAACACCUUAAGGCGGUGUUUCAAAUUUUAUCUUAACCUCAGUGCUGGACCUGAACAAGUCGUUGAUCACCAACGGGGCAGGUUUGCUACCGAUCGAACGAAUUAUAAAUCGAUUCACGGGAGUGCAGCCGAAAGGAGAUAUAUUGUAUAAAUAUAGUUAUAUAAAUAUUUAAACACACAUUUAUGUAUAUAAAUAUAACCAAUGAAGACUGUAAUCUAUAUUGAACAAAUAAGUUUCCGAUCUUUUACCAUGGUACGUAAACAAACUAGCGGAUUAGAACGACAAUCCGCAACAGAAAUGUAGAAUACUAUCGCAAACUACAUAAACAUUUACUUUAUAAUAGUGUACAAUAUUUAAUACUAGACAUCAAUUAAUUACACAACUAUCCCGAGGCUUUCGAUAUAUCCUCAAUAUCUGCGAGGACACUCCGGUACUUUGAACCGCUAAGGAACCGGCCGGUCUCCUCACGAUAACUGGUUGAUUCCCGUAAUUGCUGUAUUCCAUGGUUCUACGGCUGGUCCCAAAAGUUAAAUAAUUAACCACCUCCCGCGUAGUCUGUUGCUCCUGCAACAAAAUGUGCAUCAGCCAUCGAAUUAAACGAACCAAAAUUGAAGCGA
Messenger RNA from Nomia melanderi (Alkali bee), 2055 nucleotides. It is a transcript of the gene Atg5, whose product is annotated as autophagy protein 5. The record is from RefSeq and is a predicted model, not a curated record. Gene Ontology annotation, biological process: autophagy of mitochondrion; piecemeal microautophagy of the nucleus; protein lipidation involved in autophagosome assembly. Gene Ontology annotation, cellular component: phagophore assembly site membrane; cytoplasm; Atg12-Atg5-Atg16 complex. Lineage: Eukaryota; Metazoa; Arthropoda; Insecta; Hymenoptera; Halictidae. Gene Ontology annotation, molecular function: Atg8-family ligase activity.